Molecule: messenger RNA, 2054 nt
Organism: Pocillopora verrucosa
Lineage: Eukaryota; Metazoa; Cnidaria; Anthozoa; Scleractinia; Pocilloporidae
Product: Golgi phosphoprotein 3-like
Biological process (GO): Golgi organization; Golgi to plasma membrane protein transport; Golgi vesicle budding
Cellular component (GO): trans-Golgi network; cytosol; Golgi cisterna
Molecular function (GO): phosphatidylinositol-4-phosphate binding
Source: RefSeq, a predicted model, not a curated record
UCGAUCUAUCACUAUUGUAAACUGGUCAACACGGCCAUAUUGGCUAAACAGGAAAGGAGUUAAUGGUACUUUUCUCGUGACCGGCCGUCGUCUCUGCUUUUUUAGUUCUUUUUCGGUUGAAAAUGGCAACCAGAAGAACAGGGCAGUUAGUUCAACGCAGUACAGCUUCGAGCGGAAUAAUGCCAGAAGAUAACCCUGACAUCGAAGGAAACGAAGGUUACGAAAGCGACGGGGAAUCUGGUGAUAGGAAAGAGACUAGACUCACUCUGAUGGAAGAAGUGCUUCUGUUGGGACUAAAAGACAAAGAGGGUUACACGUCGUUUUGGAAUGACUGUAUUUCUUCGGGCUUGCGUGGAUGUAUGAUGAUUGAACUGGGUCUUAGAGGAAGAAUUGAACUCGAGAAAACGGGAAUGCGACGGAAAAGCUUGCUUAACAGACGUGUUCUUUUCAAGAAUGAUAAUCUAACGGGUGAUGUUUUGCUGGACGAGGCCUUGAAACAUAUUAAAGAAACUGAUCCGCCUGAUACGGCGCAAAACUGGAUAGAACUUCUUAGUGGUGAGACUUGGAACCCUCUGAAGCUUAGAUAUCAACUGAGAAAUGUCCGUGAACGUCUGGCAAAGAAUCUUGUGGAAAAAGGUGUUCUUACAACUGAGAAACAGAAUUUCCUCCUGUUUGACAUGACUACCCACCCUCUUGUAGAUUCUGUUUCCAAACAAAGAGUAGUACGCAAAGUGCAGGAGGCUGUUUUAUCAAAAUGGGUGAAUGAUCCUCAUCGAAUGGAUAAGAGGACUUUGUCGCUUAUCUAUCUUGCUCACUCCUCUGAUGUUCUGGAAAAUGCAUUUGCUCCAUUGUCAGAUGACGAUUAUGAACUAGCAAUGAAACGUGUUAAGGACCUUUUAGAUCUUGAACCAGAAGAACAAGCACAGAAACCAAAUGCUAAUGAGGUCAUGUGGUGUGUUAUUUCUGCAUUUAUUAAAUAAAGCACUGUGGGUAAAUGUAGGUAGGAUUCAUCUGGUGCAUAAAAUCACUUUUCACAGACAUUUGUUGCUUGAAGGAGUUCUGCCAUGAUAUUUCAAUCUAUUAUCUCCAUCACACAAUAUUGCCUUCAGCAUCAGAGAAGUCACAAAAUAUUAGUGUGAUGAAAUAGAAAAAUACCUAUGUGGGAAGAGUAAUGGAUCAUGAACAAGGAUGGUGAAACCAGAUAAUCUCCUGUACAUGCUCAGCAUAAACUUUUGAUUGGGCACAAACUAUGGCAUAACUCCUUGAAGUAAGCAACUCAGAGAACAUGGAAAUGUGCUCAAGCCAUUCUCUUUUUUUUCUUUCAUUUAGGUAUUCAUUCAUUGUUUCAAAAUUAGUGUAGGAUAGCUGGGUUGCAUUAUAAUUGCUUACCCAAAGCUGAGUACUCUUGAACAUGAAAAGCUGUUUGCUCUCUUUGUGUCCUCUGUCAAAGGGCUUAUAUACACACAAGUAAUGAACACUUUCUUGUUGGUCUAGGAUUAGUCAUGUAAGGUAGUUGAAGGUACAGUUGAGGACAGUAAUUGGGGCCAAAGGAAUGGAUUUUAAGAAAGGAAUUGAGUGUUUUUUAGUCUUGUGUUGUUUCUGUUUAUUAUGAACUUCUAGCAUACUUCAUGGAUGUUUUAAAUGAUUAAUUUGGAUAUUUGUCAGAAAAAAUAUACACAUCAGGGACUUUGUGUAAUGUUUCAUAGAUAAGCUGAACAAUCACGAUUGAAGUAUUGUUAUUUUUAAUACUAUUAAUUGUAAAAAUACAUUGUUCAUACUAAUUAAUACCUAAUAAAUAGCUGAGUAAUAUCGUAUUUAGCUCUUCCUGUAUACAUUCAAAGCCAGUGGGGAAUAAUUUAAAGGGAACAUUGUAAUUAUUAUACCUGAGAUCAUUAACAAGCAACAGAGUAGCAGCAUUUCUGUUUUACCCUGUUGGUGAUAGGUAUUCAAGACAGCUGGUAUGUAGUUUGCUAUUAGAAUAUGAGGACAGAGAGGAGAUUCAGAUGGGCUUGUUAAAGGGAAAGCUAUGAUAUAUAGAGUGUAUAUGUCUGGAA